AUGAGGAGGUAUGACGGUACAAGCGAUCCCCAGGAGAACGUCCUGACAUACCAGGCGGCUAUGAUGCUCAUUGGGUCGUCGGACGCCCUGAUGUGUCGCGCGUUCUUCUCUACGCUGUCAGGGGGGGCGCAGCGAUGGUUCACGAACCUGAAAGGCGGCUCGCUAGGCUCGUUCCAAGAUCUGGCCACCGGGUUCAUUACCCAUUUCCUGAGAGGGAGGAGGCGCAAGAAGCACUUCACGCAUCUCGCUAGCGUUAAGCAAGGGGAGAAUGAAACCCUUACCCAGUUCCUCGCACGGUGGAGGAAGGAGGAAGCCGAAGUGGAGGACAUGGACGACCGGUUUGCGAUGGUCAUGUUCAUUGCAGCCCUCCGUGCUGGGGAACUGUACAAGAGCCUCCGCCGCAAGGCCCCCGGCUCGUACGCGACCUUAAUGAUGAAGGCAGACUGGUACGCCGAAGCUGAAGAGGCCAACCGCAUGAAGCGUAUAGAAGAGCACGGCAGCAGCAAGAAGCCGCAGAUCGAGGAACCACCAUGCUCUAAGAAGGGAGCUGGUUACUCGCAGGAGAGUCCAGAGGAUAGGAAGUGUCAAUUGGUGAAAACAUUUGGUCCCAACCCUGUCCCCCCGGGUGCAGACACAACGAGAUAUUGCAAAUUUCACCGCCGCUACGGCCACGCCACCAAUGAUUGUCAGGCAUGGAGAAAAGAGAUAGAGUUCCUCAUACAAGCAGGGAAGUUGACGAAUUUCAUAGACUGGGAGCGGUUGGCUGCGAGAAACACUAAACGUUCGACGGUUGGGCCUGCAGGGGAGGCUAAAGAGAAAUCGACUGACUCCAGGGAAGGCCCGGGGAAGCGCCCAGUGAUCAAUGUCAUCUUUGGAGGAGGGGCCUCGAGGGUAGAUGGUGGCUGUUAUGUAGGUGCGGUGGACGAACACCCCCCGUUGAAAAGGCCCCGCCGAGAACCAAUUUGGUUUUCAGACAAUGACUUGCCAGCACGGGAGACUACCCCGAAAGACGCACUCGUGGUCGCCAUGGUGGUCAACGGGGUCUGCGUCAAGCGCGUGCUUGUGGACACAGGCAGCAGUGUCAACGUAAUGUAUCACGACGUGUUCGUGAAGUUAGGAUUGAGCGAGGACCAGCUCCGACCGGUGAGGACGCCACUGACUGGUUUCACUGGGGACACCAUAGAGACAGAGGGGUCGAUAGUGCUCCCCGUGGAAGUUGGCAACCCCCCGCACGUGAAAAAAGUGGACAUGGAGUUCCUCGUAGUGAGGAUAGUAUGCGCCCAUGAGUUCAUCUUAGGGAGGCCUGGGCUGGCAGCGUUGGGCGGACUUAUUUCGAUGGAGCAUUUAUGUUUGAAAUUCCAUACCCCCGAGGGGGUGGGGACGGUAUGGGGUGAUCAGCAUCUCGUCCAGAAGUGCUAUAAGACGGCAUGCGAGAGAAUGCUGACGGAAGAAUUACCUGUCCAUACAGUGGAGAAGGAGGCCGAGAGGGAGAAGAAGGCGGGGCCCGAACCAGCCGUGGAGUUGGAGGAGAUCCCCUUGGACCCAAGUCGACCAGACAAAUGCGUCAGGAUAGGCAAGGGCCUUGCCCCGAGACUGCGGGAGCAGGUCAUUGCCGUUCUACGCAAAUACUCGAUGAUAUUCGCGUAG
Molecule: messenger RNA, 1647 nt
Organism: Ipomoea nil (Japanese morning glory)
Lineage: Eukaryota; Viridiplantae; Streptophyta; Magnoliopsida; Solanales; Convolvulaceae
Exons: 2
Coding region: 1-1647 (548 amino acids)
Source: RefSeq, a predicted model, not a curated record